Molecule: messenger RNA, 348 nt
Organism: Pochonia chlamydosporia 170
Lineage: Eukaryota; Fungi; Ascomycota; Sordariomycetes; Hypocreales; Clavicipitaceae
Exons: 1
Coding region: 1-348 (115 amino acids)
Source: RefSeq, a predicted model, not a curated record
AUGGAUCGGGAUGCUAACAGGAUAUUUGAAGAUGCGGCUCGGGAAAUGUGGAUGAAAUGUACGGAACGGGCGGGACUGAUUGUCGGUGACAGCAGCGGCCACCGACUCUCCGAAACUAUCACCAACCCGCCAGUCGAGUCGCUCCGUCGUGAUCUCUCGUUGUCUGUGUCUAAGCAGGUUGUUUUCUCGUGCAUCUUGAUGUUUCAGGAUAAUUUCGGUGACUGUGGCUACCCUUCAACCCUUGUCUGGCACUUGUUGGCCACGAUGGUGCCACUCAAUCCGAGAAACAUGGAGCCAAUGGUGUGCAUAGAGACAAUGGCUGCGCCACUUCCGAGCACCACGUUGUGA